Messenger RNA from Dictyostelium discoideum AX4, 3372 nucleotides. RefSeq lists its product as hypothetical. The transcript has 2 exons. Lineage: Eukaryota; Evosea; Eumycetozoa; Dictyosteliales; Dictyosteliaceae. The record is from RefSeq and is a predicted model, not a curated record. Gene Ontology annotation, molecular function: protein serine/threonine kinase activity; ATP binding; protein kinase activity. The coding region runs from base 1 to 3372 and encodes 1123 amino acids.
AUGGAUAAAUAUGAAGAAAUUAAAACCAUAGGUAAAGGUUCAUUUGGUAGAGCGAUUUUAGUUAAAAGGAAAUCAGAUGGUCUUUUAUUAGUUUUAAAAGAAAUAAAUGUUAUGGAAAUGCAACCAAAAGAAAGAAGCGAUGCUAUGAAUGAAGUUAAUUUAUUAUCAAUGUUAGAUCAUGAAAAUAUAAUUGGAUAUUAUGAUAGUUUUAUAUUAAAUGGUUGUUUAUAUAUUAUAAUGGAAUAUGCAAAUGCAGGUGACAUUAAUUUAGAGAUUAAAAAGAGGACAUUACAAAAUAAAACAUUUUCAGAAUUUGAAAUAUUAUCAUGGUUUUCACAGAUUUGUAAAGCACUUCAGUAUAUAUCAAGUAGGAAUAUUUUACAUAGGGAUUUAAAGACACAAAAUAUAUUUCUAUCAAUUGUAAAUGGUGAUUACUUUAUAAAAUUGGGUGAUUUUGGUAUUGCGAAAAUUUUAAAUUCAGAAACUAGUUUAGCGUCAACUGUAUUGGGUACACCAUAUUACCUAUCACCUGAACUAAUUCAAAAUGAGAAAGGUUACGAUCACAAAUCCGAUAUUUGGAGUUUAGGUUGUGUUUUAUAUGAAUUGACAACUUUAAAACAUGCUUUCAACGCCGCCAAUUUACCUGCAUUGGUUUUAAAGAUUUUAAAAGGUACUUAUCCACCAAUACCAUCGCAUUAUUCAAAUGAUUUAAGAAAUUUAAUAUCUUCAAUGCUUCAAAUAGAUCCAAAGAAUAGACCAUCUGUAAAUGAUAUAUUGGAAUUACCUUUUAUAAAUCAAUAUUUAGGUAUACCUUUAAAACCUUUUGACUCAAAUCUUAAUGAAAAUAAUAAUGAUUCUUUAAAUAUUUCAAAUAAUUCAAGUGGAAGUAAUAAUAGUGCUUCUAAUAAUAUUUCAUCAUCAACUGAAGUUAAAGAUCAAAAAUUUCAAAAUAUACCUUUAGCAAUGGCAAGAAAUAUUAAUAAUAAUAAUAAUAAUAAUAAUAAUAAUAAUAAUAAUAAUAAUAAUAAUAAUAAUAAUAAUAAUAAUAAUAAUAAUAAUAAUAAUAAUAAUAAUAAUAAUAAUAAUAAUAAUAAUAAUAAAUCAAAUGUAGAUGAUGUUAAUUCUUCAUCUACUACUACUACUAGUAGCAGUAUUGUUAAAUCGAAAGUAAAUACAACAGUAUCACCACCAUUAUCACCAAAGAAACCAAUAACAACAACAACAACAAAAACAACAAGUUUAAAAACAACACCAUCAAUUAAACCAACUUUAGUUAAAACACCAACUAUUAAAUCAUCUUUGGUCAAAACACCAUUAUCAAAAACUCCAAUUAGUGGAACAAAGAAUCCAACAACUUCAAAAAUAACGCCAUCAAUUAAAACACCUUUACCAAAAGCUCCAAUUUCAUCUAAAACACCAACUCGUUUAGUUAGUAAACCGACAACACCAAAAAUAACUACACCAAAAUCAACAUCAACUAUGAUAACACCAAAAAGAACAACUACAACUACAACCACACCAACUCCAACAACAGCAACAACUACACCUAAAAAAUCAUCAUUAUCAUCUUCCUCUUCAUCAUCAGUUAAACCACCACCACCAACAACAACAACAACAACACCAUCUAAAGAUAGAUCAUCUGUAAAUACAAUUAAUAAACCAAUGGCAUCAAAUUUAUCUUCACAAAUAUCUUCAUCAUCGUCAUCGUCGUCGUCGUCAAACUCACAAUUUAGACCAACUACUCCAUCAAAAGAAAGAAUGUCACCUACAUCUACAUCUACAAAAUCACCAACUAAUCCAUCGCCAACUUUAUCAUCCUCUUCAUCAUUACCAAAAUCAUCUUUGAAAUCGGAUAGUUUAUGUACAUCACCACCAAGAUUUUCAAAUACUACAGGUAGUAGUGGUGGUAUUGGAGUAAGUGGUAAUGGUAAUAGUAAUGUUAAUAGUACAGUAUUAAAUAGAUCAGUUUCGUCUUUAAGUAUUCAACAUAAACCAACGAAUAGUGGUAGUAGUAGUAUUAGUAGUAGUAGUAGUGGUAACAAUAGUAAUAGUAAUACUACUACUAAUAACAACACAACUUCAACAACACCUAUAAGACCAGGACUAAAAAGUACAAAAUCAAUGCUUGAAUUAUCAACACCAACUUCAAUUAGUACUUCAAAUAAAAGUACAACUACAACACCAACUUCGAGUAGGUCAAAUACGCCAUCAACAGGUAGAUUAUCAUUAACUACUUCAAUCCCAAGACCACCUUCCAGUAAUGGUAGUAAUACAGGUUCAUCAUCAUCAACAACAACAACACCAACUAAAAUUUCAACUACAUCAUCAUCAUCAUCAUUAAAUAAAUUAACUACACCAAUUAAAUCAUCAACAACAACUUCAACAACAGCUUCAACCAAUUCACAAACAAUAAAAAAAAGUAUAACACCAAUUAAAGUGACAUCACAACAAGUGGAUUCUACAAUUUCAAAUAUUAAAAAUAAUAUCGUAAUUGGAAAUAGUGUUUCCACUAAAACAAAUAUCUCUGUUAUUUCUCAUUUAUCACCAUCAAUUAAACCAUUACCUACUCAAUCAAUAAUAACACAAUUACCAACAUCAGCAUCCACAGCAUCCACAGCAUCAACAACCAAUACAACUUUAACAAGUGGUACUAAUACAAUGACAACUAAAAAAAGAACCGAUUUUAAAUUGGAUGAUUUAGGACAUAGAAGUAAAUUAAAUUCUGUUAAAUUAUCAAGUAAAUCCUCUUCUCCAAUCAAAACAUCAUCAUCAUCAUCAUCAUCAUCAUCAUCAUCAUCAUCUAUUACUGAUAAAAAAUCUAUAAAUAGAGUGAAAUUAAAUAAUUUAAAAGAAAAAAACAAAGAAAUAAUUAAUAAUAUAAAAAUUAGUAGUACUAUUCCUAAACCUAGUAAUAUAAAUAGUAGUAGUAGUUCAGCGUUUAGUGAUUUAAAUAGUAGUGGUAGUUCAAGUUUAAAUAAUAGUUUAACAAGUAGUAGUAGUUCAAUUAUAACUAAUCAAAAUAAUCAAAAUAAUCAAAAUAAUCAAAAUAAUCAAAAUAAUCAAAAUAAUUUAAAAAUUAUAAAUGAAUUAAUAUUACAAAAUAAUUUAAAUAAUUCAAUUUCAAAAGAGAAUUUAGAUGAUAAGAGAUUACAUAGUCGUGCAAAUGCUUUAAGACAUUUUUGUUCUUCAAUUUUUGGUGAGGAUAAAUUUAAAGAAACUUAUAAUCUAUUAAAGAGUCAAUCACCCUCAACUUCAAACAAUGAAAUAGUUGAUAUUGCAAGCAUUGAGAAUCAAUUAUCUCAAUUGAUUGGUGAUAAAAUUUAUUAUUUAAAAUAUUUACAACAACUUAUUUAUUGUGAGUCCCAAAUUUAA